CUUUCAUAUCUCUUCAUCAAUUUACACUAUCAAACAAAUCACAUCUGAUAAAAUUUCCACAAUUUUGCCGCCAUGACCUUUUCAUCUUCUGUUAAAGACCCAAUAUGUGUAACCACAAAGCCCAAUUAUCGGCCGACCGGCGAAAUCCAUGUUAUUAUUGGUCCUAUGUUUGCUGGAAAAACAACUGCUCUUCUUCGCCGUGUCAAAUUGGAAUCUAACGACGGCAGAAAUGUGGUGAUGAUAAAGUCAAGCAAAGAUACAAGAUAUGCAGUAGAUGCAGUAGUGACACAUGAUGGGACAAAAUUCCCAUGUUGGGCAUUACCUGAUCUUUCAUCUUUCAAACACAGAUUUGGACUAGAUGCAUAUGAAAAGGUCGAUGUGAUUGGCAUUGAUGAAGCUCAGUUCUUUGAUGACCUUUAUGAUUUCUGCUGCAAUGCUGCUGAUCUUGAUGGGAAGACUGUAAUUGUUGCAGGCCUAGAUGGCGAUUACUUGAGGAAAAGUUUUGGAUCAGUGCUUGACAUAAUUCCACUUGCUGAUACUGUGACAAAGUUGACAGCCAGAUGUGAACUAUGUAACAAAAGGGCAUUUUUCACCUUUAGAAAGACUAGUGAGACAGAAACUGAGCUUAUAGGUGGUGCUGAUUUAUACAUGCCUGUUUGCCGUCAGCACUAUGUCAAUGGACAAUCUGUCAAUGAAGCUGCAAAAAUGGUUCUUGAUUUUCAUAAACUGCCAAGUAGCCUUAUAUUAGAAACAACUCUAGUUACUCCAUAAAACUUGUGUUCAACUCCUUAAAAUUAUCAGCUGUCUGAAAUGCUGGUUUGAUGAUCAUGUAUUUUUCCUCACUAUAAAAGUAAAUGAAAUGUUUUGCUUCUUACUCAA
This is a messenger RNA of Nicotiana tabacum (common tobacco), 879 nucleotides long. The record is from RefSeq and is a predicted model, not a curated record. NCBI's taxonomy places the organism in Eukaryota, Viridiplantae, Streptophyta, Magnoliopsida, Solanales, Solanaceae.